This is a messenger RNA of Schistosoma bovis, 1261 nucleotides long. The record is from the annotation of a GenBank genome assembly. Lineage: Eukaryota; Metazoa; Platyhelminthes; Trematoda; Strigeidida; Schistosomatidae.
UGCUAGUCGAUUACGUCCGAACCAAAAUUAAUGGGACCAUGGUAACUAACAGAAGAUCAAAAAAUAUCACUGCCUUACUGAUAAAAAGCCAGUAACCAAAAAAACAACUCAAGGACAUCACUUUAACGCAAAGUGCGUUUUACUACAAAGAUCUACUGAACUCCUUCAUUAGAAAUUUAAGCGCGUCGGUCGAAGAGUUCUUUCAGUUACUAAUUCUAUAGGUCCCGUCCACUAAAAAAAUGUCUGGAUCGCGCAAAUUUUUUGUUGGAGGGAACUGGAAAAUGAACGGAAGCAGAGAAGAUAACGAAAAGUUACUUAAAUUGCUCUCAGAAGCUCAUUUUGGUGACAACACAGAAGUUUUAAUUGCUCCACCAUCCCUAUUUUUGCACGACGUUCGAAAAACUUUGAAGAAGGAAAUACAUGUUGCUGCUCAAAAUUGUUAUAAAGUAUCAAAGGGUGCAUUUACUGGAGAAAUCAGCCCUGCAAUGAUAAAAGAUAUUGGUUGUGAAUGGGUAAUACUUGGUCAUUCUGAGCGUAGGAGCAUUUUUGGUGAAUCUGACGAACUUAUUGCUGAAAAAGUUCAACAUGCACUUGCUGAAGGUUUAAGCGUUAUUGCAUGUAUUGGUGAAACAUUAUCAGAGCGUGAAUCUAAUAAAACGGAAGAAGUGUGCGUUAGACAGUUAAAAGCUAUCGCAAAUAAGAUUAAAUCAGCUGAUGAAUGGAAACGAGUAGUUGUAGCAUAUGAACCAGUUUGGGCUAUUGGAACAGGUAAAGUUGCUACACCACAGCAAGCUCAAGAGGUUCAUAAUUUCCUUCGUAAAUGGUUUAAAACAAACGCACCAAGUGGAGUUGAUGAAAAAAUACGUAUUAUCUAUGGUGGAUCUGUAACUGCUGCCAAUUGUAAAGAAUUAGCUCAACAACAUGAUGUCGAUGGAUUUUUGGUUGGUGGGGCUUCAUUAAAACCAGAAUUCACGGAUAUAUGUAAAGCCAAACAAUGUUGAACGUUUUGUCAGUCUUCUUCUUCAUACUCUUCUUAAUUUUGUCUCUUCUCGUGUCAGUUACUUCCCUUUUUGUAUUAACAACCAAAGCACAUUAUAAUUAGUAGUAUUUUAAUGUCUAAUGUAAAGAAAUAUGACUACCAGUUCGAAUUACUUAAUUAAUAUCAGUCAAGAAAAUAAUACUUGUCGAUUUAGUUCAUUAUUUCAUUUAUCGUCCCUUAUAUUUAAAUUUCGUAUGUCCUAAAUAUACCUUGACUUAAUAA